Molecule: messenger RNA, 734 nt
Organism: Acanthisitta chloris (rifleman)
Lineage: Eukaryota; Metazoa; Chordata; Aves; Passeriformes; Acanthisittidae
Gene: HHLA2
Product: HERV-H LTR-associating 2
Exons: 3
Biological process (GO): immune response; negative regulation of T cell proliferation; T cell costimulation
Cellular component (GO): external side of plasma membrane
Source: RefSeq, a predicted model, not a curated record
GUUUGACAGAACAGGAAGAAGUAACAGGACUGUUUUCCAAGGAUUCAAUCCUCCCUUGUCCUUUCCCACCUGGGCAUGAUGAAGUAAUUCACUGGAAGAAAGGGGACAAAAUUGUGCACGUAUACUACAACCAGAAGGAUCAGCUGCAAAGACAAGACACAGAUUACAGAAACAGAACACACCUUUUCCACGAGAAUAUUCCUAGUGGAAAUGCCUCCUUGAAACUGAGUAAACUGACUCUGAGUGAUGAGGGUGUUUAUAAUUGCUAUGUGGGAACAGCGCAAACUGCCACACAACUGGACGUCAUGCUACACGUAAGAGACCAACUGUCUAAUAAGGAAGGAAGUAGCAUCCAAAUUCCUUGUGAAAACAGCAAUGACACUGCAUACUCCGAAGGCUUCAGUGUUGUCUGGACACGGCACAGAAAUGCAGGGACUUUGGUCAUGGCCUCCUUCAAUGGUACAUCUCACUCUUACCAGCCUCGAGUCCAGAUUAAGCAAGAUGACUUUUCACUGAUGUUGCAUAAUCUUAGCGCAGACAACAGUGGAGAUUACGUGUGUAAUAUUUCUACACCUCACUACACAAAACUUACCGUGACAGGUUUGCAAGUUGCUGGCAAACAGAGUCAUUUGGUAGUAGUGGAAGCUUCUAAAUUGACUGUUCAUAUGAAAAUGUUUACUUUCUCCUUUCCUGCAAAACUAAUAGUGUCCAACAAGCAGGACAAAAGGAAGUAG